AUGGAAGCCACGAAGGAAUCGGAGCCGUCGAGGAUUCUGGAUGCCAUCCUCCCUCGGCACCUUGAAGACGAUUGCCUGGAAGACCCUGCGCUUCCACCUGAAUCCUUCAAGGAUGCCUUCGCCAGGGCCGCCGCCACUGUGAAGUCCCGGGCUGCCUCAAUCUUCACCCCCAGCCACGGCGAGGACUGCGUGAACGACCCGUGGCCCAUCGGCGAUGGCCUGACCGACGUCAUAACCGGGGAGCCAGGAGGCCACGAGCCCGAACAGCCAUGCACAACGGAGAAAGGGAGCGGCGGAGGAAUAGGAGAGGUCGGCGAGGACGUGGUGGUCCCUGGCGUGAGCGGCGAGGGAGACAAGGUGGUGGUGGGCAAAGGAGCGGAGGAGGACGACAGAGGAGCUUGUGUGGAUGGCCUCCAGGGGCUGGAUACCGGAGAGAGAGGCGAGAAUGGCGGUGGCGGCAGUGGAGAUGGCGAUGGGGAAGGCGGUGGUGAUGAGGUGCCGACGCUAGUCGAAGGCGUUGCGUGA
Eucalyptus grandis is the source of this 525-nucleotide messenger RNA. RefSeq lists its product as uncharacterized. Lineage: Eukaryota; Viridiplantae; Streptophyta; Magnoliopsida; Myrtales; Myrtaceae. The transcript has a single exon. Bases 1 to 525 code for a protein of 174 amino acids. The record is from RefSeq and is a predicted model, not a curated record.